AUGGAUUCCAGGAAAUCUUCAUUAUCAGAAGGAGAAUUACAAUCAUUGGCAAAUGGAUCUGAAAAGAAAUCAAAGAAGAAAAAAGAAAAAGAAAUACGUGUUGGAUUCUUCCAACUGUUUCGCUUUGCCAAGGGAAAAGAUAUAAUUAUGAUGAUUGUUGGAGGCCUCUGUGCAUUAGUUCAUGGUGCAGCCCAGCCAUUAAUGCUCCUGAUCUAUGGUCUAAUGACUGACACGUUUAUAGCAUAUGAUAAGGAAACGCAAGAACUCCAGAAUCCUAAUAAAACAUGUGUUGAUGGCAUAAUCAGUUGGAUAAAUGGAUCUGACUAUUUUGUUGACAACAGCACUGUGUCUUGUGGAAUAAAUAUUGAAAAAGAAAUGACCCAGUUUGCAUACUACUAUAUUGCUAUUGGAGCUAUUGUUCUCGUGUUGAGCUACUUCCAGAUUUCAUUGUGGGUCGUGGCAGCAGCUCGGCAAAUACAAAUUAUACGGAAACAGUAUUUCAGGAAGAUAAUGAGUCUUGAUAUUGGUUGGUUUGAUUGCAACUCUGUUGGAGAACUGAAUACAAGAAUUUCAGACGACAUUAACAAAAUUAACAAUGCCAUUGCUGAUCAGGUAGCAAUCUUCAUUGAGCGGAUUUCUACAUUUAUCUUUGGAUUCUUAAUCGGCUUUGUUGGAAACUGGAAAUUAACUCUCGUUAUUGUGGCUGUCAGUCCACUUAUUGGUUUAGGAGCUGGAUUAAUGGCACUGGCCGUUGCAAAGUUGACAGGCAGAGAACUAAAGGCUUAUGCCAAAGCUGGCUCUGUAGCUGAUGAAGUGUUAUUAGCCAUUCGUACUGUUGCUGCUUUUGGUGGUGAGAAAAAGGAAGCUCAAAGAUAUGAUAACAACUUGGAGGAAGCGCAAGCCUGGGGUAUUAGGAAAGGUACAAUAAUAGGGUUUUUUCAAGGAUAUAUGUGGUGCAUUAUCUUUCUUUGCUAUGCACUAGCAUUUUGGUAUGGAUCCAGAUUAGUAACCGAGUCAAAAGAGCUCUCACCAGGAAGUCUUCUUCAGGUGUUUUUUGGAGUUUUAGUUGCUGCAAUGAAUCUAGGACAGGCCUCUCCAUGUUUAGAAGCAUUUGCUUCUGGCCGGGCAGCUGCAACAAAUAUAUAUGAAACAAUAGAUAUGGAACCAGUAAUCGAUUGCAUGUCUGAGGAAGGCCACAAAUUAGAUCAUGUAAAGGGAGACAUCGAGUUCCAUAAUGUACAUUUCAAUUAUCCUUCAAGACAAGAUGUGAAGAUUUUAAGUGAUCUCAAUAUACCCAUUAAAUCUGGAGAGACUACGGCCUUUGUUGGACCAAGUGGUUCAGGAAAAAGUUCUGCAGUACAACUCAUACAGAGGUUUUAUGACCCUACUGAGGGCAAGGUGACACUAGACGGCCAUGAUAUACGAACUCUCAACAUUCAGUGGUUACGCUCUUUGAUUGGUGUUGUUGAACAAGAACCUGUGUUAUUUGCUACUACGAUUGCUGAGAAUAUCUCCUACGGAAGAGAAGGAAUCUCUAUGGAUGAUAUUACUCAAGCUGCAAAGGAAGCAAAUGCCUACAACUUUAUUAUGGAUUUACCUGAGAAAUUUAACACCCUUGUUGGAGGGGGCGGAGGGCAGAUGAGUGGAGGUCAGAAACAAAGAAUUGCCAUUGCCCGAGCUCUGAUCCGGAAUCCCAAAAUCCUCCUCCUUGAUAUGGCUACAUCGGCCUUGGAUAAUGAGAGUGAGGCUGUGGUGCAAGAAGCUCUUAAUAAGGUACGCAGUGGCAGAACAACCAUUUCCAUUGCUCACCGUCUGUCCACUGUACGAAACGCAGACAUAAUUGUUGGCUUUGAUGGAGGAAGAGCCGUAGAAAGGGGAACACAUGAGGAACUUUUGAAGAUAAAGGGUGUUUACUUCACAUUAGUCACACUUCAGAAUCAAAAUCCCUCUUCAGAAAAGGCUACAAAGGAAGAUCUUCCAAAAAUAGAGCGAACCUUCAGCAAAGGAAGUUAUCGUUCAAGUUUUAGGAAUUCUUUACGUCUUCGUUCAAAAUCACAACUUUCAAAUAUUUUUCCUGAUGCUUUCUCUGGCACUGUAACCGGAGCACCUGCCAUGUUAGCAAAUGGAAUAAGUGACACUGAAGACAAUGAUCUUCAAGAAGAUGAGAAGAAACAUAAAAGAAAGACAAAGAACAAGCCAGUUGUUAGAAGGAUUCUGAAAUAUAAUGCUCCUGAAUGGCCUUAUCUUGUACUUGGGUCUAUCGGAGCUGCAGUAAAUGGUUGUGUUACUCCACUCUAUGCUGUUCUGUUCAGCCAGAUCUUGGGGACAUUUUCUUUGCCAGACGUGGAUGAGCAGAGGAGACAAAUCAAUGGGAUUUGCCUUUUAUUUGUUAUCAUUGCUGCUGUAUCAUUUGUAACACAAUUCUUGCAGGGUUUUGCCUUUGCUAAAUCUGGAGAGCUAUUGACUCGGAGACUAAGAAGACUUGGCUUUCAUUCAAUGCUGGGGCAAGAAGUUGCUUGGUUUGAUGACCCCAACAAUAGCCCAGGAGCUCUGACCACUAGACUGGCAACUGAUGCAUCACAAGUUCAAGGGGCGACGGGUUCUCAGAUUGGGAUGGUUGUAAAUUCCUUGACAAACAUUGGAGCUGCUCUUAUCAUUGCUUUUUAUUUCAGUUGGAAACUGAGUUUAGUUGUUCUAUGUUUCUUACCGCUGAUUGGGUUAUCUGGAGUGCUUCAAGCAAAAAUGCUUACAAGAUUUGCCAAUCAGGACAAAAAAGCAUUGGAGACAGCUGGAAAGGUUUCAAGUGAAGCAAUUGGUAAUAUACGUACUGUGGCUGGACUUGGGAAAGAAAAAAUGUUUGUUGAACUCUAUGAAAAACAGCUGGUGAUGCCUUAUAAAGCAGCAGUUAACAAAUCCUAUGUAUAUGGUGCAUGCUUUGGGUUUGCACAGUGUGUCAUUUUCAUGGCCUAUGCAGCAUCAUUCAGAUUUGGAGGCUUUUUAGUCAAUACUGAUGGCAUCCAUUAUACAGUGGUUUUCAGAGUCAUUUCUGCUAUAGUAACAAGUGGCACAGCCCUGGGAAGGGCAUCUUCGUUCACUCCUGACUAUGCAAAAGCUAAAAUUGCUGCCGCCCAGUUUUUUAGCUUAUUAGAUCGAGUACCGAAGACAAGUGUUUUUAGUACAGAUGGGGACAAAUGGGAUAACUUUAAAGGUGACGUUGAAUUUGUAAACUGCAAAUUCACGUAUCCCAGCCGUCCAGUCACUAUGGUUUUACGGGGUCUUUCUAUCAGUGUGAAAUCUGGGCAGACUUUGGCAUUUGUAGGUAGCAGUGGCUGUGGAAAAAGUACAAGUGUUCAACUUCUUGAAAGAUUUUAUGACCCAGAUGAAGGAAAAGUGCUUGUUGACGGGCGUGUAACAACUAAAGUGAACAUGUCAUUUUUAAGAAGCAAAAUUGGAAUUGUUUCUCAGGAACCUGUAUUGUUUGAAGGUAGCAUUGCAGAUAACAUCAAAUACGGAGACAACUCUCGUGAUAUCACAAUGGAUGAAGUGAUUCAGGCCUCAAAGAAAGCUCACCUCCAUGAGUUUGUUAUGUCAUUACCAAACAAAUAUGACACUAAUGUUGGGAUACAAGGAUCACAGCUCUCUCGAGGACAAAAGCAACGUAUAGCAAUAGCUCGUGCAAUUGUUAGAGAUCCUAAAAUUCUAUUAUUGGAUGAAGCUACAUCUGCAUUAGAUACGGAAAGUGAAAAGACUGUGCAGGUUGCACUGGACGAGGCCAGACAAGGACGUACUUGUAUUGCUAUAGCCCAUCGUUUGUCCACAAUUCAGAACAGUGACAUUAUAGCUGUGAUGUCUCAAGGAGCCAUUGUUGAAAAAGGAUCACAUGAAGAACUUAUGAACCUUAAAGGUGCCUAUUACAAACUAGUAACUACUGGAGCCCCAAUAAGUUAA
This is a messenger RNA of Bombina bombina (fire-bellied toad), 3948 nucleotides long. Its product is annotated as bile salt export pump-like. The transcript is spliced from 27 exons. Gene Ontology annotation, cellular component: membrane. Gene Ontology annotation, biological process: transmembrane transport. The record is from RefSeq and is a predicted model, not a curated record. The coding region runs from base 1 to 3948 and encodes 1315 amino acids. Gene Ontology annotation, molecular function: ATP binding; ABC-type transporter activity; ATP hydrolysis activity. Lineage: Eukaryota; Metazoa; Chordata; Amphibia; Anura; Bombinatoridae.